UUGAGUAGUAGUAGUUUUUAUGCUCAUUUAACAGAGGGUUAUCAUUUUGUUAACUUCUACUCACCAUUUUGCCCACCAUGUCAAAACUUAGCUGACCAUUGGAAAAAGUUAGCUGAAAAAUACAAAGGAAUUAUAAAAGUGGGUGCUGUGAAUUGCAAAUAUCACAGUUCAUUCUGCUACCAUAAUAUGAGGAUAGGCAGCUACCCAUCACUGCUGUUCUAUCCUAAUGGUAAACAAGGCAACUAUGUUUAUUACAGAGGUGAGCACACACUUAGAGCACUGGAGGAGUUUGUUAUGUCGUUUCUGCAGAACCUAAUGCAUGUACCUGUAAUAAGGCAGCUGAGAAAUGGUGACAAACCAAUUGUAUAUGUUCUUGGAUCUCAUAAUAUAGAGGAAUAUGCAUUGACUAGGAUUGCUUUUCAUUUGAAAGGGCUGGCAACAGUUGUGAUAGUCGAAGACGAAAUCCUUCGAGAAAAAUUAUCAAAGGACCCUGAAACUGUGGCUGUUUUUAAAUACAAUGAAAUUAAAAAAGAAAUAUCGAGCAGCGAUGAGAAAACGAUACUCAAGGAAAUAGUUGAUGCGUUGCCGAAAUUUGAACAAAUUGGACCUGAAGAGUUGAAGAAUAUCAGAAACAAACUUCGUAGCGGCCAUAUAACUCCAUGGGUGCUGUACUUCUCCACUGAAGAUGAUGACAAGUUGCAGUUGCAUCAAAUGAGAAUUCAGUUCCCAAAUAUGCACUUUGGUGAAAUCAACUGCAAAUCGCAAAGGGAACUAUGCGACUCGCUUCAGAUAGAAUCAACGCCAUCUUGGGCAUUACUUAAACGCGGAGGUACAUACCAACGGGCACCGGAAAAAAUGUCAGCAGCCACUUUUAUUUCUCGUUCAGCGAAUGCUCAGAAUUUACACACACUAUCCGCUUCCGAGUUACGAAGAAUAUUGGACGGCGAUGUGGGCAUGUGGGUGUUGCUAGUUGUGCCGUACAAGAUGUCCUGGGAACACAUUGCGGAUCCCUUUACCGAUGCCAGCUUGCAAUUUGCCGAUUCAGAUGACAUCAGCUUUGGAAUAAUGGCGUGCACGUUAAAUACUGAGCAGUACUGCCGUCAGUUGACUUACAACCAGCCGACCAUCUUCGUACAGAAUGGCACCAAGAAACAUGCGUACAACGGACGCAUCGACGAGGAGCAGCUUGUCGAAUUUAUCCAACUUCUGAAGGACAGUGCUAGCUUGGCGUUAAGUGAACAGAAAAUAUUAGAGAUUUUAGAUGUAUCAAGUAGAGAACACAGCUGGUUAGUGGCUCACUUACCAGCUGGGUGUGGUAGACCCUGUGACGAGCUAGAACAUGAAUGGAGGAUAAUUGCUAAGAAGCUUCGUCCAUUGGAGUUCGUUCGAGUGGGCGUGCUUCAGUGUGAGUACAACAGCAGAGGUUUCUGUGCCAACGUACGCACACCGACAGCCAGACUCUACCCUUUGUCGGCUGGUCAUCAUUUUACUUUAAACCUGCAGCACGUAACAGAAGCGCCGUAUAUCUUGGAAUGGGCGUUUGAACACAUUGAUAACUCUGUUCAGAAAAUUAGUUGGCACUCCUUCUACAAGUCUGUAGUUGCUGAGGAGAUAAACCCAAGCAGGAACAAGAAGCCUUGGUUGGUAUACUUCCAUUCGCCGAGGUGUUACCAUUGCUACGAAAAGUAUCCGGAUUUUGCGAUUGCAGCAAUUUUCCUCGGCAACGUCGUUAAUUUCGGCAAAGUGAACUGCAUAACGGAACGCAAUCUCUGUCAACACGAGCACAUCACUAGUUACCCAUCUCUUAGGUUAUAUUUAACAAGGAAUCUAUACCAAAGCUAUAGCAGUGUUAUUUCUUUAAAAAUUAGGGAUUAUUCAGGCAUUAUUAAUGAUAUAAGGCCUCAUUUAGCCAAUUAUGACACCGACUUACUUGCUGGUUUAGACAAAAUAGGUCUUGGAGGAAUGCAUUUUAAACAUGAUGAGUUAUAA
This is a messenger RNA of Parnassius apollo (apollo), 1989 nucleotides long. NCBI's taxonomy places the organism in Eukaryota, Metazoa, Arthropoda, Insecta, Lepidoptera, Papilionidae. The record is from the annotation of a GenBank genome assembly.